AUGGCAUCAACAUCAUCAACUGGAACAAUAAAACCAAAACUUUAUUUAUUACAAUAUGAUUAUGUAGCCAAUGUAAUUGAAAAACGAAAACCAUAUCGUGAAGCUCAUUUAGCUCAUAUGGGUAAACAAGUUGAAAAAGGAAAUGUUGUUUUAGGUGGUGCUUUUGAUAAUCCACCAGCAGGAGGUUUAAUUAUUUUACGUAAUUUAUCAAUAGAUGAUGUAGAACAAAUUGCACAACAAGAUCCUUAUGUUACAAAUGGUAUUGUAACAAAAUAUACAAUUAAACCAUAUAUGGCAGUCGUUGGUGAUACUUUAUUAAGCAAUGAUCUUAUCAAAAUUUAA
Rotaria sordida is the source of this 342-nucleotide messenger RNA. The record is from the annotation of a GenBank genome assembly. NCBI's taxonomy places the organism in Eukaryota, Metazoa, Rotifera, Eurotatoria, Philodinida, Philodinidae.